Molecule: messenger RNA, 1392 nt
Organism: Solanum stenotomum
Lineage: Eukaryota; Viridiplantae; Streptophyta; Magnoliopsida; Solanales; Solanaceae
Product: stress response protein NST1-like
Exons: 3
Coding region: 1-1392 (463 amino acids)
Source: RefSeq, a predicted model, not a curated record
AUGGCUUCCAAAAGAAAAACAAGUGAAUCAGUCUCUGAUAAAUCAAGUAAAGUAGCUAAAGUACAAACACCAUUGGAAGAACUUGUUGUACAGAAACAAAAUGAAAAUAUGAAAAUUGUAGAGGAGGUAGAUAAAAAUAAAAAUGAAGAAGAAAAGGAAAUAAAUGAUGAAGAUGGAGAUGAUGAAGAAACUGAAAAUGAUAAAGAAGAUAAGGAGGAAGGUGAAAAAGAAAGUGAGGAAGGAGAUGAAGAGGAUGGAGAUGAAAAUGAAAGUGAUGAAGGAGAUGAUACUGAAAGUGAGGAAGGAGAUGAAGAUGUUGUCAAAAUUUUUAAUAUUGACAAGUUUCAGGUAGAGAUGCCUAUAGAUGACCCUACAAAUUUGACAGGUGAUUUUGUUGUAAAAUCAGCCAUGGGUGCCAAAUUUGAUGCUUUUAGAACGAUAUUGAUGAAUGAAAAGUUGGAGGAUUUCUUUAAAUCUAGUUGUUUUGAAUACUUUCUUGAUCUGCCGGAGGCUAACAAUGCACGUUUUCAAAUGAGCAUGGUGUAUGAUCUUCUCAAGCGCAGGAUCAAGUAUAAGGGAGCUGAUGAUGAUGCUUUGGAGAAUAAGAACAAGAAAAUGGAUGAGAUUUGGAUAAACUACUGUGGCAUGCCAGUUUGUUUUGGCAUGAAAGAAUUUGCCAUAGUGACUGGACUGAGAUGUCAUCCUCCUUCUGAACCUCUUCCUAAAGUUGCGCGCUUAAGAAAGCCAAGAGAAAAAAAGAUAUCUAAAUCAGUCAAGGUUGCCAAGAAAGGUAAAAAGCCAGUCAAGACAGUCAACACCAAAACCAACAAAGGCAAAGAAAAACUAAAUAAUGAAAAUGAGUUGUUGGCUAUUAUUGGACCUAGUUAUAAAGCCAAAGAUUUGAUAGAAGAUCUCCAAAGCAAAAAGGUUUUGAAGAAGCACAAAGAGCGAUUGUGCUUAGUUUGGUUUGUGCAUGCCAUUUUAUGGGCUAAAGACAUCAACAAUGUCAUAGAUCUUAGUUUGUUUGUGCUUGCUCAAGAUUUGGAUGCAUUCAACAAUUACCCAUGGGGUAAUAAUAGUUAUUUCUUGACUGUCAAGUAUUUGAUGUCAAAGUUAUCACCGAAGACUAACAAUUUAUAUGGCUUUCCUUGGGCUUUCAUGGCUUGGGCAUUUGAAGCAAUACCUUACCUCAGGAAGCAAUUCAAUGAUUACUCGAAAGAAAUUUCUCAGCCAAGGAUUCUUAGGUGGUUGUCUGCCAAGAACAACCCAAAAAUAAAUUAUGUUGAUCUCUUCGAUCUUCCUCAUGAUAUAAUGGGUCAUCUGUUGGAAGAAAACAUAAGAGUUUGCUACUGUUUUGAUUUUGCCCAACAAAUGACUGAUCUGUUGCAAUAG